This is a messenger RNA of Podospora anserina S mat+, 1212 nucleotides long. RefSeq lists its product as uncharacterized. The annotation marks the transcript as partial. The record is from RefSeq and is a predicted model, not a curated record. The transcript has 2 exons. Lineage: Eukaryota; Fungi; Ascomycota; Sordariomycetes; Sordariales; Podosporaceae.
AUGGCCGUCUUCUCAAACAUUUCCUCUUGUGAGGAAUCCAACCCAGUCGCUCGCUUCAACCCAGCCCCGACAUUUGCCAACGACCCGGCCCCCACGUUUGCCAACAAUAACCACCCCAGUGACUCUGCUAAGAGGGUGUCAGAAACAGGCUGCUACUGGCCUGAUGGCACGCCGGCUGAUGGCACCGCAGCCUCGGGAGAUUCAAGUAGCCUCGGGCCCUUCUAUCCCUGUCUCGACUCUGGCAAAACAUACUCGCCCAAUGACUCAGUGGUCUGCUGUUCGUCGGGUGAUAUAUGCUUCGGAGAGGCCAAUCUGUGCGGUGUAGCAGACACAGACACAGGCGGCGAGGGAAACACCGCGGUGGCGGUAAUGUAUCGUGGGGGAUGUACCGCGCAGCCAGGCGCGUGGGAAAAGGCACCCGGCUGUCCGCAGAAAUGUCUUGAUCAUGCGAGGCCCUUCGCAAAUGCAGUCAACGGCGUGGUCAUGGUCAUGUCGUGUGACAAUUCAGAUCGUGCCGACAACUUGACCUUGUUCUGCUCCAAUGAUGCCCUUGACCCUACCAAGUGCGAUCACGAUGGGGCCUCACUUGAUGGAUACGAUAUUGCUGAGGCUUGGGGUAUGAUGGAGAUCCAUGGAACCGCUCUCUCAACGGUCACCUCCAUCCCCCUGGCCAAAACCUCAAGCACUUCAAGCACCUCGAGCACAUCGAGCACGACCUCGACCAUGGCCAUGGGUACGCCGCCUACCAAUGUGACGGCUCCCAACUCACCCAAUACGACCACCAUCAUCCUCGCCGUCGGCAUCCCGCUCGGGCUCCUCUUCUUCUUCGGCAUGGUCGCCCUCACCUUUGUGUGCUACCGCCGCCGCCACGCCCCCGAGACCGAGCCCGAGCAAAAACGGAGCUCCUUCACAGUCCUCAGCGUCAACCAACCGAAUACCAAGCCAACCGACACCAACUCCCUCGGCACAGUCCACUCAGAGCGCCACGCCAUCCCGGGUCCCCUCUCCUCCAACCCCAUCCUCCCCUUCUCCCCAUCCGACGGCGACCUGACCACCCUAGCCGGCACCUCCACAAUCCCGCAGCAAUCCGUCCACACCUCCCCCCAUCCCUUCCCCUCCAACAACACAAUCCCCUACAUCUCCCACCCCGACCCUCCCCCUCCCCCCGAAUUUUUUUUACCCAACACGCUGCCCGGGGGGGGGGGGGGGGGG